AAAGUAUAAGCCCCAAACCCGAACCAUGCGACCUCUGGCUCGUCUAGCUCAGUACUGCCUGCUACUCUCGGCAGCUGCGUUUGCUCCAUGCCGAUCGCAGACCCAUGAAUACGAUGUGGUUGUCAUAGGUGGUGGUUCUGCCGGCACUCAUGCAGCCACGCGACUGCAGCAGAUAGGAAAGUCGGUCUUGCUGAUCGAAAAGGAGGAUCGUCUGGGCCGCAACGCCAACACAUACAAAGAUGCACAGACUGGAGUCACUUUCGACUACGGCAUUGUCAGCUUGGUGAACAUCACCGCCACCACCGACUUUUUUGAUAGUCUAGGCGUGCCCCUGAAAAAGUUCAAUGGCCAAUUCGUUCCAAACGAGCAGGCCGUCGGUGCAGACUUUAAGCAGAAAACGAAGGCUGCCAGUUGGCCGCUCUCGAGCAAAGACGACGUGACAGCGGCGCUCAAGGCAUAUCAGCAACUUUUGGAGAAGUAUCCCUAUCUCAACAGUGGGUAUCAUCUGCCGGACGAAAUACCAGACGAGAUUCUCAUGCCGUUUGGUGAUUUCUUGGAGAAGCACAACUUGAGCGCCAUUGCAUAUCAGGGAUGGCUGGUGUAUGGCGGCAUGGGAAACGCACUCGCGCAACCGGCGCUGUACAUGACGCAUUACUUCAAUAUGCUUCAGGCGCGGGCUCGGUUGGAGGACCUGCGUGUGACUGAAGCAAACAAUAACAUGCAAUCACUUUUUGAUGCUGCUCAAAAGAAACUGGGAGAUAAUGCGAUAGUCGGGGCGAAAGAGACCAAGGUCAACCGGCGUGCCGAUGGCGGCGUGGAAGUGCAAGUAAAGACGGCUUCUGGAGCCAAGACGGUUAGAGCACGCAAACUUGUUAUUGCUGCACCACCUACACUCCAAAUUCUCCAGUCUUUCCUCGACCUCAGCACUGAGGAGACUUCACUCUUCAGCCAGUUCAACAACAGCUACUAUUGGAAUGCUGUCGUCGAUAACACAGGCUUCCCGAACGACACUGGCAUCUACAACUCGGACGCGAAAGCCAAAUUUGGUAUCCCUGCCUUACCUGGUAUCUACAAUUUUGAGCCCACCGGGGUUCAAAAUCUGCAUGCCGCGUAUGGAGGGAGCCCAUCCCGUCUAUCUGACAAGGAGAUUGAGGAUGAGAUAACGAGUUCCAUCUCUGGAGCUCAGCAAGCUCUUGGAUAUCCAGGCCUUCAACCAAAAAUCGUCCAAUACAACAACCACUCGCCCUCGGGAUUGACGGUAUCGGUUGAUGCCAUUAGGGGCGGCUUCUACAAGAGGCUGAACGCGCUGCAAGGUCAGCAGAAUACAUUCUGGACCGGAGCUGCCUGGUGCUGUGGAAGCUCGAGUUCGAUCUGGAAUUACACGGAACACGAGAUUCUGCCCCCGCUCAUAGCUUCACUCGACAGGUAG
This is a messenger RNA of Pyricularia grisea, 1429 nucleotides long. RefSeq lists its product as uncharacterized. The record is from RefSeq and is a predicted model, not a curated record. The coding region runs from base 26 to 1429 and encodes 467 amino acids. The transcript is spliced from 2 exons. NCBI's taxonomy places the organism in Eukaryota, Fungi, Ascomycota, Sordariomycetes, Magnaporthales, Pyriculariaceae. Gene Ontology annotation, molecular function: oxidoreductase activity.